Molecule: messenger RNA, 3429 nt
Organism: Seminavis robusta
Lineage: Eukaryota; Bacillariophyta; Bacillariophyceae; Naviculales; Naviculaceae
Source: the annotation of a GenBank genome assembly
AUGGUGAAGACUCAGCAAAAGAAUGGAUCAUCCCCGCAAGGCGGUGUAGGAGGUGGAGGCCGAUCCAUCCCAACUUGCUUCAUGUCCAUGGUCAUUGUUAUACUACUUUUGGGCCAACUUUUUCUCUAUCGCAACUGUCAACAACAAGUGGGAAGUGCUCUUCUCGAGAGCUACACGGCCUCUUUUAGCCAACUGGCGGCAUCUGUAGGCUUAUCAUCCAGCACAGGUAGUGGUAGCUCUCCUGGAGAAGGAGGUAUUCUCGCGGGGCACUACGACGUUUGCAUCGCUGGAGCUGGCCUCUCCGGAGCCGUGUUGGCAGAACGGUAUGCCUCUCAGUUGGGGCACAAGGUCCUGGUAGUGGAGAAGAGAGCCCAUAUUGGUGGAAAUUGCUUCGAUUAUAUUGAUAAAGAUACUGGAGUCCGUGUGUCUCAGUACGGGGCUCAUUUGUUUCACACUUAUUUUGAUGACGUGUGGGACUAUGUGCAGAAAUUUGGUCCUUGGACACCCUAUGAACACAAAGUGAGAGGCAUUGUCAAUGGCAAAGACGUGCCAAUUCCUGUCAAUAUCGAAACUGUCAAUAUCCUCUUUGACCUCAACAUCCAAUCGCAAGAAGAAAUGGACGAAUGGCUCAAGAAAGAACAAAUACCCAACGACAAUCCACAAAACUCGGAGGAAGUGGCGCUCUCAAGGGUGGGCAAGCGAUUGUAUGAACUCAUCUUCAAACCAUACACAUUCAAGCAAUGGAACAAGUAUCCCGUGGAAUUGGGACCAGAAGUCCUGCAGAGAAUCCCUGUCAGAAACAACUGGGAUGAACGGUACUUUUCCGACCCUCAUCAGGCACUGCCAACCAACGGGUAUACCUCGCUGUUCGAAAACAUGUUCAAAUCACAACACAUCACUGUCCUUACCAACACGGACUAUUUCCAAAUACGAGACAAAGUUUCCUGUGGAAAACACUACUUUAGCGGGCCCAUUGAUGCCUACUUUGCCGAGCAAAAGUUGCCCAAACUGGAGUAUCGGUCUUUGGAAUUCGAACGGAAGGUCGAGGAAAACACCCAAUUCUUCCAACAAGCCUUUGUGGUCAAUCAUCCGCAAGACAACGACGAUUACACUCGGAUUGUAGAGUACAAGCAUUUGUACAACCAAUCGCAUUUGCCGCAUACGGUGUACUUCAUUGAACGAUCGAAAGAUGGAGGAGAGCCGUACUAUCCAGUCCCCAAUAAACGCAACAAGGAUCUGUUCAAACAGUACCAGAACCUGGCCAAGAAGGAAGAAAAAACCAAAAACGUUAGCUUUGUCGGGCGAUUGGCCAACUACAAGUACUUCAACAUGGACCAAGCCAUCAAUAAUGCGCUUGAACUGUUUACCAAGGAUACGGGGAUUGCGUACACAAUGUCCUCGCUACCUGUCAAGUCAGAAAUCAAGGCCGUGGAACCUCAAAACCAGGCUAUGGAACGAUUGCAAUUUUCUCCGGCAGUCCCAGCGGAUCAACGUCUGUACCCGGAUUGGCGGCAAGCCGUGGAUUGUUCUGCCUGGGACAACAUGUGCGCCAGCCUCAAACAGCUCGAAAACAAGUACAAAGACUAUCCCUUCCCGCUUGGACGCAAAGUCAAAAACAAGAAUCUGUUCAAGUUCAAGCCACUGGGAGAGAUCCCUGAAGAUUGGAAGCCCAGUCUCCACGUCAACAACUCACUGGAUCUGCCGCCGCCCCGAAAGAUUGAGUACAUUUAUCCAACAGAAGUCCCACUGACGGAAAAGGAAAAAUGCAUGGAGAAUGCCAAAUCCAGCACCUGGCAGGAACAAGUACGUCAGCUGUUGGAGUCAAGGCUGAAGCGAGAAGAAGUGACCAACAUGGUCGCCUUUACCAUUUCAGACUACAAUUAUGCUUUUGACAUGAUACAUGAUAUCUUUGAGAUGAACGAUAACGUUGUGGGGUUUGAAAAUGCAUUCUUCAUGGUGGUGUUGGAUCAAGAAACUUUGGAACUUUGCUGUCGUUAUGGAUACCCUGUUGUUGCAUGGCCAAGUGUCAAGCCAGAGUCGUCCGAGGAGCUCAAGCAUGCUGUCGCCAACACAAAGUUUGAGGUGUCCUUGGAGCUGGUCAAGCUCGAAUAUGACUUCUUCUUCUACGAAAUGGACGUUUGGUUUGUCAAGUCGCCCAAAGCGGUGAUCAAGGAAUACCACAAAGAUCCCGAGCACGACUUUUUGGUAUCUUCGCACCAGAAUUGCCCCAUGUGUAUGAACAUUGGGGUGUACAGUGUCACAGCAAAUGAAAACACCAAGGAAUACUUUGAAUUGAACAUUCUCAUGGCCAAAGAGUCUCCAGGGACGCAUGACCAGUGGAUUAUGGGCCAGCUGCAGCAUUUGGCGGAUCAGUACCGCGCAGGACAAAAACCAAUGAAAUUUGAGGGCCGCUGGUUCCCACCUCCCGAAACUAACCCGCCCCCAAUGAAUUACCCCGUCCGCGCCGGUUUUUACAGCGCCCAAGAGAUAGUGGCAAAUGAGCGUCCCGUACCAACACAGCAAACGUACGCUAUUCAUACCUUAGCCGGCGGUCCUCUGAAGAAGCCACAUGGCAAGAAGAUAAUGGCCAAGGAGUUGGGUGCUUGGUAUGGAUUCGAUGGACCCAAUGGCGAUGGCGGUUACUACCGUCGCACGGGGGAACGUCGUCGCUAUCUUUGGAUGGAUGGUCACAUGCCAAAUACAUACAACACGGUUCAAAACUGGGAGUGGGCCGGUUGGGAAUCGGGACUUUUUCAUGAUGUUGGGUCGGUGAAAUACACUAUGGCCACACUGUUGGCACUGGCACGUCGAACUGGGCGCAUUUUUGUGAUGCCCAAGAUUCAUGCAGACCACGGUGUUCACUACCUUUGGACGAUUCUAGAUUUUGAAACCGUCGAGGAAAUGGGCAUCGACUACCGAGAAACUAACUUUCCUCACAACCCCAAGUCCUGGCAUCGCGAAGGUGAGCCCUUCCAAAGCGUGGCACGCACUGCCUUGGGUUCCAUCAAGGACUCGGGGCAAGAGAGAACCAUGUAUGUUCAGUAUCCUAACAAGGCCACCGUCUUUGGUGGAGACGAUGCGACCGAGGGCAAAGUCAAAGCGUGGAAGUUUGAAAGGGACAUUGAAGAAAGCACCGCGCUGGAUGCUUGGUGGGCCCUUCACACAGCCAUCCGCAAAGUCGAUUCGGCAGAAUUGCUGCUGGUCAAUCCGCACUAUAUCACUGGAAACUAUGCGAGGCGGAUGGAAAUCCUUCGCAAGACGCCGGGUGCAAAGAUGUCGGUAGCGGAAAAGGAGAUCAUGGAAGUUUACUCUAGGUUGCGGUGGUGUUUUGACCAUGCUUUGCCCGUUGUCAUAUACGAGAACAUUGUUGGCCGUAGUUCCUCUGAGUAUGAUUGUCAUGGGAAGGGUAAGCCGAUUGAAGAACUUUGA